UGUUAAGCUACCUCAGCUAAACAAAGUUCACUAAUAAAACAAAGAAGUUUAUCAGAAAGCACGAAUGAAAGAUUAACACACGACUUUAAAUUCUCCGGUGUAGUCAAAACAAGAAAAUGAAACGUAAUGCUUAAGAGACUGACUUAACGAUUAAUCCAAAUAAAUAAAUAAUAAUCAGAUCCAAACACAUUACUAUAAGUACUCAAAGUGAGCAAACCCUUAUUUUUGUGUGUGGUUUCCAAGAUAAAUAUAGAUAUAGAGAGAGAGAAAAAAAGAGAACAUAAGAAUGACGCUAGCUCCACUAUCUUUUCUUAUUCUAAUCCUUUUCACAAUAUUUCAUGACCGAUUGUAUGUACAUGCAUCUGAUUAUGACUUUAGUUACAUGAAAUCUGUAUACAACGCAACUGAUCUGCCGUUAGUGGAAGAAUAUGACUACAUCGUGAUCGGAGGUGGUACGGCGGGAUGUCCUUUGGCGGCGACUCUAUCAGAAAAAUACUCAGUUCUUGUCCUUGAAAGAGGCAACGUCCCUACAGCUCAUCCCAAUGUACUGAAUGCAUCUGGGUUUCUGGCUAAUCUCCAAGAACAAGACAAUAAUGGCGAUACACCGGCGCAGAGGUUCACGUCAGAAGACGGCGUUGCGAAUGUCAGAGGUAGGGUUUUGGGAGGGACAAGCAUGAUAAACGCCGGUUUCUUCUCGAGAGUUGAUAGUGAAUUCCUCGCCAAGUCUGGUGUGGAAUGGGAUUUGGGAGAGGUUGAGAAAGCGUACGAGUGGGUGGAAGAGAAGAUAGUGUCGACUUCGAAUUUGUCAGUAUGGCAAAGUGUGAUGAAAGAAGCUUUUUUGGAAGCUGGAGUUGGUUUUGACAAUGGAGUCACUUUAGACCAUAAACUUGGAGCUAAGCAAUCUGGUUCGAUUUUUGACGAUAUGGGGCGAAGACAUGGGGCUGUGGAGUUGCUCAAUAAAGGAGACCUCAACAACUUGCGAAUUGCUGUUCAUGCCACUGUCAAGAAGAUUAUGUUCUCCGCCACAAUAAUGUCAAAACCGGCUGCUGUGGGAGUUGUAUACAGUGAUGCAAGAGGGUCGUUUCACAAGGCAAUAAUACGUAAUAAAGGAGAAGUAAUACUGAGUGCUGGUCCACUUGGAAGCCCUCAACUUCUUCUACUUAGUGGAAUUGGUCCCCAUUCAGACCUCUCAUCACAAUUUAUCCCCACAGUCUUACCCCAACCCAAUGUUGGAAAAUUCAUGGCUGAUAAUCCACGUAGCACCAUUAAUCUCAUAAUCCCAUUCCCAUUUGAUACAUCUACAGCACAAGUCGUUGGAAUCACUAGUGAUUAUUACAUAGAGACAGUCUCUUAUAGCUUGCCAUUUUCUCCAACUUCGUUACCUUUCAGCUUCUACUCCACUCCACUCUCUCCACCACAACUUAGUCUAGCAAGCAUCGUCGAGAAAAUCGUGGGACCCUUGUCCCACGGUUCACUCCGGUUGGCUUCACCAACAGAAGUGGAAAUCACACCAUAUGUCCGGUUCAACUAUCUUUCUGAUCCGAUCGAUCUCUCUCGCUGCGUUAGUGCGACGAGAAAGAUGGCCGAUUUGCUGAAGACUCAAUCCUUGGAUCGAUUUAAGUACACAGACUACAAUGGCGCAAGGGGUUUCAUGUUCUUGGGGCCUCCUAUUCCGACCAACCACACUGAUGAUUCAUCGAUGGAAGCCUUUUGUCGAAGCUCGGUUACUACCUUUUGGCAUUACCAUGGUGGGUGUCUCGUGGGGAAGGUUGUGGAUGGUGAUUUUAAGGUCAUUGGGAUUGAUUCCCUUCGUGUUGUAGAUAGUUCAACUUUUAAUGCCUCUCCAGGGACCAAUCCUCAAGCCACAAUUAUGAUGAUUGGACGUUAUGUUGGGCUUAAGAUGCUGAACGAGAGAAAAUAAUGAAAUUAUUAGAAAUCUUACAAGAUUUUCAAUCUCACCUAUAUAUUUUAAUUAAAGAUAUUCUAAUAAUAAUUUUAAAAUACCUUAGGUAAUAUUCAUAUUGUUGGUGCAUCAUGUGUUUUUUUUUUAGUUUGGGUGUAACUGAGGUUGAGAUAGGUUUUGGGCAAUAUUGCUAACAUUAGAUGUAUUACAAUAAAUUAUAUAUAACAAAUUAUGAUAUAUCUCUUACGUGCAUCAA
Molecule: messenger RNA, 2159 nt
Organism: Humulus lupulus (European hop)
Lineage: Eukaryota; Viridiplantae; Streptophyta; Magnoliopsida; Rosales; Cannabaceae
Product: (R)-mandelonitrile lyase 1-like
Exons: 4
Coding region: 287-1921 (544 amino acids)
Molecular function (GO): flavin adenine dinucleotide binding; oxidoreductase activity, acting on CH-OH group of donors
Source: RefSeq, a predicted model, not a curated record